UGUUCGGAGCCAGGGGUCUCUCUACCAGGACUCCCCGUACGGAGCAACAAAGUGCCGGUGCAGAUAGCCUCUCUGUCAGCUCUCCCGUUCAGGAUAACCGCUUCUUCUUUUCUUCUUUUUUUUUUUCCGACCGCUCGAUUUGGGCUCAUGGUCAGCGCCCCGGGGCUCGUGGCUGGUGGCAUAUCGGGCUUUUGAGAAAUCACCGAUGUGGAUCUUCCCGUGAGCGCAUCGCCCGCUUCCUCAAAGAAGUCCCACAGGUUAGAGCCCACCUGCUGAUAGAAAGACCACUCCCUGCAGAAAGAUGAAGCCAUUCAUGCCACCAGUCUGGAGAGCUGUCCUAGCCAUCUUCCUGCUGCCCACUGUCCAGUGUGGAGACAGCGAGGCCCAGGAUGCGGUCUUCCUGCCAGAGUUUGCCCUCUCUCCCCAGGGCAGCUUCCUGGAAGAUGCCACUGGAGAACAGUUCCUCACCUACAGAUACGACGACCAGGCCUCCAGGACAACCCGCUCAGAUGAGGACAGGGAAACCGGCUGGGACGCAUGGGGGAUCUGGAGUGAUUGCUCCCGGACAUGUGGAGGAGGAGCCUCCUAUUCACUACGUCGCUGUCUCAAUGGAGGCAACUGCGAGGGCAAAAACAUCCGUUACCGAACCUGCAGCAACAUGGAGUGUCCAGCGGAGUCCGGGGACUUCCGUGCCCAGCAGUGCUCUGCCCACAAUGACAUCAAAUAUCAGGGUGUGACCUAUGAGUGGGUUCCAGUGCCGUAUGACCCUUCAGCGCCUUGCGCCCUGCGCUGCCAGGCUUUGGGGAGCAGUUUCAUCGUUGAGCUGGCCCCCAAGGUGCUGGAUGGGACACGCUGCCGGUCAGAUGCUUUUGACAUGUGCAUCAAUGGAGUGUGUCAGGAGGUGGGCUGCGAUCGACAGCUGGGCAGUGGUGCCAGGGAGGAUAACUGUGGCGUCUGUGGUGGCGAAGGCUCCACAUGUCGGCUGGUGCGUGGACAAGCUCUGCCUCACGUCUCACCAGAAGAGCCUUUGAAGACAGUAGUUGAAGCCCCCAUUGGAAGCCGCUUUCUCCGCGUCAAUGCUAAAGGCCCUGAUAUCAUAGUCAUUGAGGCUGUCUCGCUUCACGGGAGGACAGAAGAGACCAGUCUGAUGUCUACAGGCUCCUUUGUGAUAGGGAACACCUCCCUGGACUUCCAGAGAGGGACAGACAGGCAGACACUGAGGACACAGGGACCACUCAGUGCAGAUUUCAUCAUCAAGAUUAAGUAUGGAGGGCCAAGGGACACGGCGGUCCAGUUCCUCUUUUACCAGCCCAUCAGGUACCGGUGGAGAGAGACUGACUUCUUUCCCUGCUCCGUCACCUGUGGGGGAGGUUACCAGCUGAACUCUGCAGAGUGUACGGACAUCCGCUCCAACCAAACCUUGCCUGAGCAGCACUGUAACAGCUACCCCGAGAACACCAAACCCACACCCAAACUCAAGGAGUGCAACAUGGACCCUUGUCCAGAAAGUGAUGGAUUCAUAGAGGUGAUGCCAUACGACCACUUCCAACCACUGCCUCGUUGGGAACAGGGUCCGUGGACCCAGUGUUCGGUGUCAUGCGGGGAACUUGGGGGGUUGCAGGAGCGCAGCGUGGUGUGUGUGGAAGAGGACACACAUGGCCAGUUCUCCCAGGUGGAGGAGUGGAAAUGCACUCACUCCCCCCGGCCCGUCACACGACAGAUGUGCAACACCUUUCCCUGCCCUCACUGGGUGGCCAUGGAAUGGUCUCAGUGCACAGUGACGUGUGGCCGUGGGCUGCGUUACCGUGUAGUUCUCUGUAUUGACCACCGGGGGCAGCACAUUGGCGGCUGUAAGACAGCACUUAAACCGCACGUUAAAGAAGACUGCUUGGUCCCCAUUGCCUGCCACAAGCCCAGAGAGUCAGUGCCAGUGGAGGCCAAGGUGCCCUGGUUAAAACAGGCCCAGGAGCUAGAGGAGCACCGCACUGCCACAGAGUAUCCCACAUUCAUCCCAGGGCCAUGGCUGCCCUGUAGCACCACUUGUGGGCCUGGCAGACAAACGCGUGAGGUGAAAUGUCGAGUGUUGCUCUCCUUCACCCAGACGGAGGUGGACCUCCCUGAGGAGGAGUGUGGAGAACACCGACCCCAGUUGGUGAGGCCAUGCAACGAUGGGGCCUGUGCUGGAGUCUCAGGCAUCUCCCCAGAUCUCCAAGCGCCUGGGGACCCUCUCACUGGGGGAGAGGAACUUCACCACUGGGACUACAGGGGCUUCACUAUCUGCUCAGUCACCUGUGCUUCUGGGAAGCAGACAGCAGUUGUUAGGUGUGUGCACAGGAGGAGAGGAGAGGAGGUGGAGGACACUCUGUGUGAUCCCUCCAGCAAACCGCCACUUAUGAUCCGGAUCUGUAACCCUGAGCCAUGCCCUGCGAGGUGGGAGGUGACUGCAUGGCAUGGAUGCUCUGCAUCCUGUGGAGUGGGCAUACAAACCAGGAGUGUGUACUGCAUGCGUCUGCUCUCUGUGGAUCAGCAAGAUAGUGUGAAUGUGUCAGAAGAUGAAUGUAAAGAGUUCAAACCAGCCAUCCUCCAACCCUGCAACCAACUAGACUGUCCUCCUGCCUGGGAGACUGAGCCUUGGCAACAGUGCUCCCAGUCCUGUGGUGGGGGUGUCCAGGUGCGUAAGGUCUAUUGUAAGCAGCUUCUUUCCACGGGGGCUUACAGGAGGCUUGGCAAUGGGGCCUGCCAGGAGGACAAACCCUCCUCCCACAGAGCCUGCGCCAGCACCGACUGCCUGCCCUACAUGGCUGGAGAAGAAUGGGGCAAGUGCUCAGUGUCCUGUGGGCUGGGGAUUCAGCGCAGGGAGUCAGUAUGUCAGAGGCUGACAGCUAUGGGCCACCAGGUGAUGCUGCCAAAAGGGGUCUGUGAUGGGCUUCCCUCCCCUCCCCUUGUCCGCACCUGCCGCAUGAUGACCUGUCCUAAGCACAGGAAGGAGUUGAGCCCCAAAGAGACACUGAGGCUUUCUGUCAAGAACCAAGUCAAACAGACAGCAAGACUUCCUAAUACCAAACACUGUCCAGUGCUCAUGGCUCUCCACUGCAUCUACAUCCAGAUUCGCCCAGAGAAACGCCUCCAAAUUACCAUCGGUGGCCACGCAUACCUCCUGCCCAACACCUCUUUGGUUAUCAAAUGCCCUGUCAGAAGGUUCCCAAAGGCAUAUAUCCGCUGGCUCAAAGAUGGUCAUCCCCUGCCCAGUUCCAAGCACUUGGGCAUCACUAAAUCUGGUUCUCUCAAGAUCCACUUCUUAGGGCCUGGGGACAUUGGCGUAUACAAAUGUAUUGCUGGUCCCGCCUCUGACAUCUUCACCCUCCAGCUUAUUGGCGAUGACAACAGGUUGAUUGGCAGACCCUCAGCAGAGGAUGAGUCUGCUGCCAGCUCAACUUCAAGAUGGGAGGAGAUGCUUCCCAGUUGCCACAGCCACCUGUCUCAGCUGGACCUUUAUGGGCCUCGCGUCAGUGUGUCUCUGCUGCCCCCUGGUGUCCAGGAGGCCUUUCUGCAGCCCAGGUUGAAGGAGAGGUUGAUAAACAUCACCCUACAGGCUGACAGAGGAGCGAUCCAUCAGGAUCAGGCGUCACAGCUCAUCUCCUCACUUUUAACCCAGAUGUUUGCUGCAGAGCUUUGGAACAGACCUAGACAGGAAACAGGACAGAUCAAGAGCAGACUACCCAAUUGGUCAGAGCGCUCAGGGGAGAAGGUUUCUCAGAGCCCUGUGAUUAUCAGACAGCAGCAGAACCUUCUGGUUGCCCUCCAGAAGAAUAUCAACAUCAGCGUUGGAAACACCAUCUUCCUCACCAAUGGCACCCAUUCACUCACCAUACGCUGCCCCACGGAGGGUUCAGCACGGCCCAAAAUUGUCUGGACCAAAGAUGGAGCGCCUCUGCAACACACUGACAGGGUGUCCUGGGGUUCUUCUGGAGGACUCCACAUCAGCCAGCCCAGAGCAGCAGACAGGGGCCAGUACACAUGCACAGCCACCAAUGUGCAUGGCUCCGAUUCUGAGACAUCUCAGCUUCUAGUCGCUGAGAUCCCGGCCAUAGCUGUGUCAUGGAGAAACACAUCAGACCAAGGCGUGGCAGUGGACCAUAACCUGAGGGCCACGGUGGGGGGGCGGGUCAGCGUACGACCUGGGGCCAACCUUACCCUUGACUGUCCUGUCUCUGGUGUACCCCAGCCCAAGGUGACUUGGCACAGAAAGGACAGACCUUUAGAUGUCAGCAUGGUCUCUCUGCCCUCUGGCUCACUCUGGCUGAGGAACGUCAGUCUGCAGAGCCAAGGCACCUACUCCUGCAUAGCCAUCAAUCCCAUAGGAAAGUCUACUGCCUCCACUGUCCUGCAUGUCUAUGGUCAAUACCCAGCGGGGACAAGCAGGGUGACGUCCGUCUCCCAGGAGCUGAGCAGGAGGAGGGUCCUCAUGGCUUCACGCAGUGGAACUAGUGUUAUAAUCAGACCAGGAGAUCUCUUACGAAUAGGUUGCCCAGUGGUACCUGACCACACAAUGCCUGUCCACUGGGAGUACCAAAACCUGACCCUGAAGGAGGCUCCAGGACCGGGUCAGGAUCAGGGUCGAGGUCUGGGUUUGCAGUACAGAAUGCUGAUGAAAGGUCGUGUCCUGGAGGUCAACACGCUGCAGGGGAAGUUCUCAGGUCGCUACAUAUGUCGGACUCUCAUCAACAGUACCAGACAAACAAUGUCUGCCUGGAUCUACGUCCACACGGAGGAGUUUAUGUGGCGUGUUGGAGAUUGGACCGCAUGCAGCUCAUCUUGCGGGGACAGAGGGACACGCUUGCAGAGGGUGCGCUGUGUUAGCCCAAAGGGGAGAGACGUACACCCUACCAUGUGUCACCAAAUACCUAGACCCGUCAGCUCCCCAGUGGCCUGCAACAUAAAGGACUGCCCUCCGAGCUGGGUGGUUUCUGAGUGGUCUAAGUGCUCAGCUUCGUGUGGCGGUGGUUGGAGGCAGAGGCAAGUGUCCUGCCAGCAGUUCGAGGCCAAGGGAGCGGUGAGGACGCUAGCGCCAUCUGCCUGUGGUAGGAGCACACCACCAGCUGACAGAGAGGAGUGCACCUCCAGUAUAUGUCCUAACUGGGUAACCAGUCCUUGGGGAAAGUGUUCAGGGAGGUGUUUAGGCUCCACUGUUACUGUACAGAAAAGAUCUGUCAUCUGCCAGCAUGCCAACGGUUCCUCUCACCAAGACUGUGACUUCGGGAACAGGCCAGCGUCGGAACGGAACUGUUCAUCGGCGCUGUGUGACGUGCAGUGGAGGGUGGGUCCAUGGCGGGCAUGCACGGUGGCGUGUGGGGGCGGUUUUCAGUCACGCAGGGUCGACUGUGUCCACCGGAGGAGUGCCAGGACUCUGCCAGACCAGCACUGCGCCUGGCUCAAACGCCCUGCUACCUGGCAGCACUGCACCACCACCACCACCUGUGGAAGGGAAUGCAAGGACUCGACACAGUAUUGCGAUGUGGUGAAGAGACUAAAGCUUUGCAACGUCGACAUGUACAAGCAGAGGUGCUGCGAGUCAUGUUUACAUGGCACUGAGUCCCCCUAGUGGUCACCAGCAGUAGAAGUUACACUGCUUCAUAAACGGAGGGACUUCAGCCAGCGAUGGAAAUACUGUAACCGGGAGGUAAUCUGCAAGUGGCUGCUUCAAACACUGCACAAUUAAAGACGGAACAGAAGUCACUCCUGUUUUUGGGGCUCUUUGAAGAGGGGGUUUCUUUUCUGAUUUGGACCCAAUCUCUCUUCUGACAGGGUAUUUGCAAUGUGGAUCCAACAAACGUUUUGGACCUAACGUCAUCUAAUGUUGACCUAAAAUCCCAGCUCAUAAUAUUAUUCCAGUGACAUUCGAUAAAGGAGGCCAAAAGGGACAUGAUUAAGGAGUGCCAACACCCUCUGGACAUGUACGUAAACACAAAGAAAGAGUGGGUAUCCUGUGUUUGUUUAAUUUAUAAUAGUGCUUGGUUAUACAUGUAUAUAGAAUAGUGAGAAUUUUGGAUCUAAAUCCUUAAUGACCAUUCACAUGUGUGAAGGUGUAGGGAUGCCGAAUUGGAGUGUAGUCGUCACUGACGGGAAAAAAAGGGGACGAUUUUGGAUGCUACUGUGCCAGAGAUGUUGGGAGUGAGGUGGGCCUAUGGGGUUAUGAACUUAGUGAAAGCAUGAAUUCAUUUUUGCCAAAUCCACAGUUUUAUCAACACCACUUUAUGAUUUUAAACCUUGACAAAGAGUUAUGGUUUAGUUAGAGCUGCACAAUAUUACAACCGAGGCAUUGUUCAGCUAGCCACGUUUCCAUCCAAAUGUUAAGCGAAUUUUAACCAAAUGUUUGAAAAGCUGAGUUGUGUUUCACUUAGCUGGUUUUAAGCGACUGAAUAGUCUCCCUGUACAAAGAACUACAUCAUCAAAAAUAUUCAAGACCAAGAAGGGAGGAAAGUACUGCUUGCCAUCGGAGAAAUUUGAAAAGGAAAAAAAAAUCUGUCGUUCUUUAUUGCAUAUUUUUAUCAACACAUAAACUUUACCGCCUUCAGCGAGUAUAAAAAAUUUUUUUUGCGAUAUUUGAAAUGUUGUUUUGAUUUUUUGGUAUCUCAAAUGUAACUUUUCUUAUUCACAAGCUUAAAAUUCGCGUAAAACUUGUUCGAUGGAAACAUAGCUGUUGAUGCUGAUGGAAUAUUUAACCCACUCUAAAGUCAGUAAAAAUGAACCACAACUUUGUUUGUAUUGAUUAAUGAGUCUUUUCAUUUUACCUGUCUUUAUCAUACAUGCUGCAUUGUAAAAUAUGUCUUGUAUAUAUUAUGUUUUAAGUGCAAUAUUGUACAUUGAACGUAUGUAGAUUUUGUGAGACUUUUAUUUUCUUAAUCUUUAGUCAGAAUUUAGGUGUCUUUUUAACUCCUGUUUGAAAUCUUGGAUUAUAAACACAAAGAUAUAAAGCACUUGUUAAUGUUGGUCAGGCCGGAUGUUUGCCACAACUCACCUAUUUUUUACUUGCAUGUAUCAAAGUGCAAUCUCAGAUUUUUAUAGAUGAAUUAUAACAUGCCACUCAGUAACAUGCAUACUUACAUUCAGUGUUUCUCCUUGGCUACUGAUAACUAUAUAGCAUAUUUUGGGUGUUGACAUUCAUACUGUUUGUGGAAUUGCAACUUCAGUGAAGGAACGUGAAGUAUUAUAACAAACAUUAAAGUGCUCUACAUAAUACAAAAGAAUAAAGAUAGUUUGAUC
Lampris incognitus (smalleye Pacific opah) is the source of this 7263-nucleotide messenger RNA. RefSeq names its product ADAMTS-like 3 (gene adamtsl3). The record is from RefSeq and is a predicted model, not a curated record. Gene Ontology annotation, biological process: extracellular matrix organization. Gene Ontology annotation, cellular component: extracellular matrix. Gene Ontology annotation, molecular function: metalloendopeptidase activity. The transcript is spliced from 32 exons. The coding region runs from base 302 to 5602 and encodes 1766 amino acids. NCBI's taxonomy places the organism in Eukaryota, Metazoa, Chordata, Actinopteri, Lampriformes, Lampridae.